AAAUAUCUCCUUCUUAAGAGGAAGGAAAAAAAAAAAUACAUACACGCUUCUUUCGUACACUCACUCGUUCUCCCAUUUUCUCUCCCAAAUUUAGAUGAUCUCUCUUUCUUUCAUUUUCCUCUCUGCACUUUCCCGGGAAACUAAAGAAAAAUUUCCCCUAUUAGAUAGACAUGUCAGACGCUUUGAUAAGUGGACUCGCCGGAGCUGGCGGCGGGAUCAUAGCUCAGCUUAUCACAUAUCCUCUUCAAACUGUAAACACUCGGCAACGAACGGAGCGUGAUGUGAAAAGGCAGAAGGGGAAGCAUGUGACUAUUGAAGUGUCAGUUUUUCGAUUGAAUGAUAUGUGGGUAAUCAAGAAUGAAGGAUGCGGGCGAUUGUAUAGCGGAUUAGCGCCAUCAGUAGUAGGCGCAGCUUGUUCUCAGGGUGUUUACUAUUAUUUCUAUCAAAUAUUCAGGGAUAGAGCUGAAGCUAUAGCUCAUGAACGGAAGAUGAAUGGAAUUGGUGAUGGAUCAGUUGGGAUGUUGUCAUCGCUUGUGGUGGCUGCCUUAGCUGGGUGUACAAAUGUGCUGUUGACAAAUCCCAUAUGGGUAGUUGUCACUCGUAUGCAGACUCAUAGGAAGAACUCAAAGAAGUCUCAGCUUAGUCACUCAUCCAUUGCCCCAGCUGAGAAAGUAUUAAAUCCAAUAGAACCUCCUCCAUACAGAACUGGCCACACGACUCAAGAACUCUAUGAUGAAGCAGGAAUUUGGGGCUUUUGGAAAGGUGUUUUCCCAACAUUAAUCAUGGUCAGCAAACCUUCAAUACAAUUCAUGCUUUAUGAAACUAUGUUGAAGAAGCUGAAGACAAAUUGUGCCUUGGUUAAGCAGGGUGACACCGGAGUUAGUGCUUUGGAGAUAUUUCUCCUUGGAGCUUUAGCAAAUCUUGGAGCUACUGUUGUAACAUAUCCUCUUCUAGUGGUAAAGUCGAGGCUUCAAGCAAAACAAAUUACAAAUGGAGACAAAAGACAUCAUUAUGAAGGUUCGUUGGACGCUAUCCUUAAGACGAUUCGCUAUGAAGGGUUCCAUGGGUUCUAUAAAGGCAUGAGCAUGAAAAUUGUGCAAAGUGUUCUUGCCGCCGCUGUUUUGUUCAUGAUCAAGGAAAGAACUUGUCAGGAUGCUCGAUUUUUGCUAACCAAGGGAGGCAUUAGUACAAGCAAAACAAGGCCUACCUGAACGUAGCCUCGUCAUUACAUUUCUUCUCCUUAUGGUUGUUUCCUUGGUGUAGUCAAUUUUUCAUUUAGCUGGAUGCUAGCAUUAUUAGGUUCCCUCUUCUAAAUAAGUUAUUGAAACCAAGGGGAAUGCUGCUAGCUUUACCCAUCAUCAUUGAAAAUAAUCCAUCAUAUAGGCAAGUUUAUAAACUUGAAUUUUAGGUU
Messenger RNA from Populus euphratica (Euphrates poplar), 1411 nucleotides. Its product is annotated as peroxisomal nicotinamide adenine dinucleotide carrier-like. The transcript has 12 exons. Lineage: Eukaryota; Viridiplantae; Streptophyta; Magnoliopsida; Malpighiales; Salicaceae. The record is from RefSeq and is a predicted model, not a curated record. Bases 171 to 1211 code for a protein of 346 amino acids. Gene Ontology annotation, biological process: nucleotide transport; transmembrane transport.